AUUACUGAAUUUGCGGAGAAAGCGGCUCAAGCGCACGCUGAAAUACAAGCGCAAGCCUCGACGAAGAGUGGGGCACAAACAUCUUCAGAAGAGGUACAAAGUUCGGAAGCCGCCCCAUCAUCAACUGCUCCAUCCGCAGCCCCUGCCAAGGAGGCUGAUCCUUGGGACCUGUUGGACCCUGUUGACGUCAUAGCCAAGCUUCCAGCCGAUUUUAGCACUAAUAUCGAGAGUAAGAAGUGGACGGAGAGAAGGGAUGCGCUACAGGCAUUCUUGGAUCUUCUCACUGCUAAUCCCAGAUUGGAUCCUAAAGCUUCCUACGGGGAGCACAUUUCGCUAUUAAAACGGAUAAUCGAAAAAGAUGCCAAUAUCAAUGUUGCUGCUCUUGCCGCCAAGUGUAUGAAAUGCGUUGCUGAUGGUCUUCGCAAAAAGUUUGCUCCACAUGCUCCAGCAGUCGUACCAGUGAUCUUCGAUAAAUUCAAGGAAAAAAAGCCCUUGCUCAGGGAUCCGCUGGUGGAGUGUAUCGAUGCAAUUGCUGCUACGCUUGGUUAUAAACCGAAAGCGUUUUCACGUAGGUGUGCAUUACCAUGCUCUUUCGCUGCAGGCUUUGUGUUUGCGCCAUUCAUGGAUAUUUACAGAAUCUUCAAGGUGCAUAACAGUCAGACCAUGCCCAAGAAGACAUUGAAGGCCAUUGCACCGUUGUUGAUAAAGAAACUUGUCAUUCGUUCCAUGACCUGA
Messenger RNA from Cylicostephanus goldi, 735 nucleotides. The record is from the annotation of a GenBank genome assembly. Lineage: Eukaryota; Metazoa; Nematoda; Chromadorea; Rhabditida; Strongylidae.